AUUUGAUGUUGAAAAAGAAGGGCUCCGAACAACUAGACAUCAUAUUUGAAGCUGGUGAAGAUCUCUUGAACUUCUCCAAGAAUCAAGUCAUCAUGAUAAAGAACAAUUCUAUCAAACUUCCAAUCAUCAAACCCAGAACCUUUUUAUCAUAUAGUUUUGAAUUCUGUGGAAUCACAGGUCUCAAUUACAAGAUGCUCAGAUUCCAAUCCCUAGGCAGAGACAUCAGAGUAUAAUUCAAUACUUUAUUACAAGCCUGAAACCAACAUCAUGACUUCAUGUCUAGUCAAAGUAAUACAUACAACUGAGUUCUCAUAAAUGGCAUAAAACCCCUUAAAAACUUCAUUCUAAGGGUUGUUUACACAAGGCAGUCAUAGUGAUAUUCUGCUCCAAAUUAAUUAAGAAAGUGUAUUUGAUUUGUUAAUACUAAGCCAAUACCAUUACACAAAUGUAUUUUGGCAUGUAGAUCCCCAAAGUUUAAUGGGAUGUUCUCCUCAAAUAUGCUUGAAAGCAACCAAAUUUUAGUUAAGGUUAAACACAACAAGCCGGAACUGUUUAAGAUCAUGUUAUAAUGGAUUUAUUGCGGGUAUUGGAAAGAAGUACUUUAAUGUUGUUAUUAGUAUAGUUCCCAGAAGAGAUUGAAGACACUUGUGAUUUAAUGUUACUAGCUGAUGAGUAUUUGAUUACUGACUUAAAAUAAAAAUGUGAAGAAGAUAUUAUUUCAAAAUUGGAUAGUAGCAAUAUUUUAUAAAUAUUGUUAUUUGUGGAGUAACACUCAAAUAUAAUAUCUCAACUUUUAUUGGAAAAAACAAACUCUAUGUUUAUAGAUGACUUUGAUAAGAUCCAUAAAUUAAAUCCCAAUUUAGAAUAAGAUAUCACAAGAAUGCCUGGCUUGAUGACGAAACUCUUUUAAAAUUUACAUUAGAAAAAAAUAAGGAAGGGAAGAAAAGUACACUUUGUGGUUGAUGAUUUUGAAGAAUCAGAUUCAGAUGACUAUGUUAGAAAUUACACGCAAUAUUUCUACUAAUGAUAAUAGUAUGAUUUUAAAUUUAAUAUUACAUUUUCAUU
This is a messenger RNA of Paramecium octaurelia, 1065 nucleotides long. The record is from the annotation of a GenBank genome assembly. Lineage: Eukaryota; Ciliophora; Oligohymenophorea; Peniculida; Parameciidae.